UCCCGAAUACCUACCGAACCGCUCUCACGCGUCUUCAAUCUCCUCCAGAACCCCUCUCACACAAACCUAUCUUACGCCCUCUUCGCCGAACAAACCUCAUCUCAUGCCCUCUUCCUCGACGAGCCCACCACCGGGCUCGACAACGCCGCCUCCUUCUUCGUGGUGGAGAUGCUGAAGCACAUCGUGGUGGGCAAAUGCACUAGCACGCAGCACAAAUGCAAGGCCUGUGACAAGACUGUCUACCUCGUGGAUCAGCUCACCGCCGACGGAAUCGUCUUCCAUAAGUCCUGCUUCAAGUGCAAUCAUUGCAAAGGAACCCUCACGCUAAGUACAUAUUCAUCCAUGGAAGGUGUUUUGUAUUACAAGCCUCACUUUGAACAACUCUUCAAGGAAUCUGGCAACUUCCACAAGAAUUUUCAGUCAUCUACAAAAUCUGUUGAUAAAGCUCCAGAACUGAAGCAAGCCAUUUAUAAAUUAGUCAAGUGCUAAAGGAAGAUGAGACUAGAGGUGACUCCUAACAAUGAGACUCUUAACUUUGCCCAUCUCUGCAUUCGCCAAGUGUGAGCAUCUCCCUGGUGGAAGAGAGGGACAUUGCGAUGUCAUCAAAACUAGACAGAUUAACUCAGUUCUACGUGCCACUCUCGUCGAUUUCUAUACUAAAUGUGGUGAAUUGAAAUCAGCAGUCAUGUUGCAUGAUGAAUGCCAAGUGAAGAGCAGCACCAUAUGGAGCAUCAUGAUGUGGGGCCUUAUUCAGAAUGAUGAGUUCUUGGAAGCUGUCAACGUGUUUGAAAGAAUGCAAAAGUCUGUAAUUAAGCCUUGUAAGGAUGCUCUAAGAGCCUUAGUUGCCACAUAUACUAACUUGGGAGCUUUGUUGUUGGGUAGAGGAGUUCAUAAUCUUAUGUAGGUUGUGAUUGUGUAAAUAGAAUUUUUUUUGUAAAUAUUAUAGUUUUUGUAAA
Zingiber officinale is the source of this 956-nucleotide messenger RNA. Its product is annotated as LIM domain-containing protein WLIM2b-like. The record is from RefSeq and is a predicted model, not a curated record. Gene Ontology annotation, cellular component: actin cytoskeleton; plasma membrane. Gene Ontology annotation, molecular function: actin filament binding. Lineage: Eukaryota; Viridiplantae; Streptophyta; Magnoliopsida; Zingiberales; Zingiberaceae. Gene Ontology annotation, biological process: actin filament bundle assembly. The transcript is spliced from 4 exons. Bases 169 to 489 code for a protein of 106 amino acids.